Molecule: messenger RNA, 3341 nt
Organism: Mercenaria mercenaria
Lineage: Eukaryota; Metazoa; Mollusca; Bivalvia; Venerida; Veneridae
Exons: 12
Coding region: 709-2727 (672 amino acids)
Source: RefSeq, a predicted model, not a curated record
GCAUGAUUUUGUGUUUUAAAACGCAGCUCCUUGUUAAAAUGGGGUUGCUUUAUGUUUGGUGUAACGUCUCACCAACACAGUUAUAGGUCAUAUGGCGACUUAGCAGAUGUAAUCGUGGAGGAAGACCAUGCAUUAUUUCAUCACGAGUGGACACCUGGGUAGAACCACCGACUGGAUGGCUUCCUCACAUGUAGAAUUCAAUGUCCAUAGUAAGGCUCGAACCCACAUCGAUGAGCGGCAAGUGAUUUGAAGUCAGCGACCAUAAGCAAUUGGCCACGGCGGCCCCAAAAUUGGGUUGAUAUCGUCGCAAAGAACAUGAAACGAUAUAAGAGCAUUACUAAAUUUUAAUGAAAACUUUAAACAAUAUUAACAACAUAUUCGUCUAAAUGUAUGAAAAAAUUCUCUAAGUCUCUUAAUAGCUAUUGUUAAAACUACAGAGGGUGGGGAUGAAGUUUCGACAUGUACAUUGUCUUACAAUGAACUGUACAAUGUACAUGUGCAUUUACAGGGAGCACGUAAGAGACACUACAGUAUCCUUUCAUUGACAUAUGGUAGCCUCUGCUUUUAUGCAUCGUAACUACAACAUAAAAGCCGUAUUGAUGGACAAGGCUCGGGCAUCAACUGGGUGCUAUUAAAACGUUUAUUUGAAAGAUUGGCAAGCUAAUAACGUGUUUUAUUGCAUAGUUAUAACAGCAAAACGCUGACCUGAUGUUAUAUGAACACAAAUUCAGUAUCAAGGCUUUAAUUUUCUCUUCGAUGUCAGCAAUGGGUUGGAUAAAGGGAUUCUUUAACUUAUUUACCAUUGGAUUAGGAGUGCUUUCACCCAUGUUCUGUCAGAUAGACUUCGAGAGCAGCCAGUUCCAUCUGGUCAGACCGGAAGCUCGGUCCCGGGUAAAGCACGGCGACAAUCUAACAUACAUGUUUAGUAUCGCUCUCAAUUUAUCUUCACCGGCUGAUUUCAUGUCCAUCUUUGUUAACGGAUUCAACCUUCAGGUUUUCGACAACUCGGAUCUGCUUGAGACAAACUUCACAUGGCAAACUAAGGAUGGACGCACAAUAGAAAAGGACGGCGCUAGUGUGGUAGCGGAAGUUAUCAAGGAGUCAGAGCUGCACCCAGUGUCAGAAAUAGACCUGCAGAUUCCCUUAAUUGCCGGUGAAUUAGAGCUACGAAGAGUAACUGGGAAACUGGACCUUCACGUUACAGAUUCAGCCUCGCUUGGUAGUAUGCUACGCCCAAUGAUGUACAUUUCAUUGUUCUUGGAAGAUCGUGCCUUCUACCAAAGUAACAUAUUCGGAGACUAUGUUUUCAUGGAAUUACCGGAUGUAAAAGUCUCGGUGCCGGAACCACGUGCUUUAGAUAUGAAAGAAAAGGCUUCCAUCAUGUUGGACGUGUUUCUACCAACAACUCCACUGAAACCUUCUUUGCUAAAUGUUUACAUGCCAAAGAAUUUGUCACACCCUUAUGAUGCAGACAGCUUAUGCUUCGAGGAGCCAUACCUUACGGUUACAGAUUUUCAGUUUAUCGGAUACUCGGGCUUAUCUAUUGGUUCUUCUGGACUCAACAGCGAGACUAACCCUGUAUAUCUAUCAACCUCUCGAAGUUCAGAAAUUGAUUUAACAGCUUAUGCUGUUCCGGGUUUUGAUAAUAACGUCACGAUUUUGAAUUUAUCAGCAGAAUUGGACUUCCUACUGAAAGUGGAAAGUUCAGACUUUAUUGGUUCACAUGAAAACAUGGAAAUGAAGGUGGCACAUAUCCUCGAGUUUGGAGAUCAUUUCUUCAUCAUUAGAAACAGCACUCUGGUUGUAAACAGAUCCUUGAACGUUGAACGUACACCUAAACUUAAUUUUACUCUCGACCUAAUUGAGACAGUAACUGAAAACAAGCAAACCACAGCAGAGUUUCAGUUAAGGAUUUGGCAUACACAAAACGCAUCCUGGUCCUCGGCUUACAAUGUUUCAGUAUUAUUGUAUCUACCUCCCUUCCUUCAUGGCCUCGACAUGCAGAGAACCAGGGACGUCAUCAAGGCAAACACUGAUGUAGAAAAUAUCGUAAAUGAAAACUGCAUAAAAUUUACGAUGCAAAGGGUUUCCUUUGUACACAACGUACGUCUUCAGUUCGGACUGAUUUUAGACACCGCCCACAAACAAUAUGAGCAGAAUAAGGAGUUCCUGGUUAUUGCUGAAGCAAUGUACACUGGCUGGAGAGCCCCAGAUUAUAUUAGAGAUAUGGAAGGUUUUUCUUUCACUCUCAAUGUAACAAAAGAACAUGAAAUUACACCAGUCUGCGAAUGCAUCGAAGGCAAGUUUGCACAAUGUAAAUGCAGCAUAGUGACUAGCUGUGAAGAAAGGAUUGACAAUGUAUCUUGUGUGGACUGUAAUUACCCGUGGCACUGUAUGAGAACUCUGAGCGGUUAUGGAAAGAAAUCCGUGUUGAAAGACGACAAUGGCCUUUCAUAUGUUUGUGCUGCGACAAAGCGAUACAGGAGGUCCUUGGAUACAGUGACAUGUACAAAGCAGUAUGCCAAUGGUAUCAUAAAAAGGCUCCCGCCCGUAGUGGGUACGAUUUUAGGGAGAGAAAAAGACAGUGGUUACCUGUACGGAAUUUCACAAAAUGGACUUGCUUACAUCAUUAGUAUGGAUGGUGGAAUCACGUGGUACAGCAUUCACCCGAAAUUUUAUGGGCGCGCACAACAUUCUCCCAUGUUUGAAAAGGCCAUUCUAAAGUAAAAGUUAGAAAUUUCUUCAUUCUGGGAGAAAAAUACACUUUGUAUUACAAACCUGAUUAUGUGGAAAGUAUGGGAGUAAUAUCGGUUUAACUCGAAAGCCCAGUUGAUUGACUGUCCCGUUUUCACACUUUUCCACUGUAUUUGCAAAAAGCGAUAAUAUAUGAGCCGUACCAUGGGAAAACCAACAUAGUGGUUUUGCGACCAGCAGGGAUCCAGACCAGCCUGAUCCAUGCUGUUCGAUUUUUCAAGGCCUAUUCCAAUUAGAGAAACCGUUAGCGAACAGCAUGGAUUCUGACGCGAAGGCGCAGGCUGGUCUGGAUCCAUGCUGGUCGCAAAGCCACUAUGUUGGUUUUCCCAUGGCACGGCUCAUAUAUUAAAUAAAUAGAUGACAUUCCUCGGUCUCGUUAACCUCUGCAUACGAUAAUUGAUACUCGUUUUCAGACGUACAAUAAAGCAGAAGCACGGUUAAAUGGUCAAGACUGCAAAAGUAGUAUUUUAUUGCACAUCUGGAUCAGAACACAAAAAAGUUAAAGUUUUGGCAUUAUAGUUUUGCCAUGAUUUUAUUUCUAUCAAGAGGUUACAUUCUAUAUUUGACAAAUAAAUAAAUUCCAGUUA